This is a messenger RNA of Symbiodinium sp. CCMP2592, 2541 nucleotides long. Lineage: Eukaryota; Dinophyceae; Suessiales; Symbiodiniaceae. The record is from the annotation of a GenBank genome assembly.
AUGCAGGUUCCUCCGGAUCAGCUCGCUGCGCGCGAUGCCAUCAUCCUCCUUUCAGCGCAGGCCUUCCUGAACAUCAACCACCGCUGGCUGGAAGAUCUUGGCCUGGAUAGCGCAUCAGGACAGGCAUCGGCGACAUCUAGCCUGGGAGUCGGUGAGGUUGAACUCUACGAUGCCUUCGAAGCAUGGCGCAGCCGCUUAGCAGCGUGGCUGCGGGAGAGCACAGAGAGGUCCAGCCAGGUGCUUCGAGCUGUGGAGAAGGCAGUCACCAACAAUGCGCAGAGCAAGGAGGGAUUGCUUCCUUCCGAGCAGUGGUCGGAGCUACCGCGGCAGCCCGGCGAUUUCGUGCCGACGAAGGAUGCGCCAGCUGAGAGUUCGUCAGAUGUGCAGCCGGGAGAGACUUUCCAUGCGUGGAUGCUGCGGGUCGCAGAGGGCCGUCGAGGUUCUGGGGGCCGCCAGGUGUCUGUGAACCUCGGCCAGUACGGAGCGACCCGAGAUGGGCUGGAGCUUCUCCCAACCUGGGCCGUUUGCAGUCCGGACUACCAUGAGGCGCUUGGGCGCCCCGAUGCGCACUGCGUGGAGCGCGAGGCAGCGGCGAAUCGCGUUUGGAAAGAUCUGGUUGGCCACGAGGGCUUCAGCCUCCAGCGCUGGGCCCCAGAGGACCGAGGAUCAGAAGCAGACAGACACGCACAGGCCUGGGCUCCGGUUUGCUCAGCUGGUGCUUUGCCAAGCUGGGUGCAGUCCGUCUUGGCACCAGUUCUGGCAGCUGUGCCCCAGUUGUCAGAGUUGGAGCUGCGCAGCCGCGGAACGGUCCCAGACGAGAUAAACGAGGUGUGGCUCGCAGCAGCCGCAGCCGCGCAAGAAAGGUCAGAAAGGAUGCAGCUCCUGGAGCUUCGGGUGCAGAGAGCUCCGCCUCUCGUCGAGGUCUACAAGAUUUUGGAGCACGGUCGCCACUACUACAGAUCGCUGACCUUCACCUCAGACACGGGAUGGUCCUUCCAUGUGCCGGGGACGGGGCAGCUCUUGCUUCAGAACAGCCACGGCGGUCGUGGCGGCCAUGGUGCAGCGGGCUGGAGUAUCGCAGCUGGUGAAGUCCCUGUGGCCACACAGGCCAGGCCCAGUGUAGUUGUGCUGCGGGAGCAUCCUCUCAAGUUUCGCCAGACGCACCUGCCUCGCCGGGCUCUCCAUGGGCUUCUGCCCGAUGCACUGUUAGGCAGAUACCGCUUUUGGCGCUGCCGGGCCGCAGCCAAAAAAGCAGGUGCUUUGGGCGCUUUUGUUGGGGAGGAGCUACGAGUGCGAGAGGAAGCUUCACGCCUGUAUAUCUUCCUGUUUCGGUCGGGCGAGGGCGGCGAGGGCGUGACGGCGCGCGUCGAGCGCGGGCCCGCGGGCGGCGGCAAGUGGGGACUUGGAGGAGAAUACGAGUUCCAAAGCUUGGCGAGCGACUGCGCCGAGCCAGACCUCGACUCUCUCUCAGAGGAGAUAGAUUCUCGUGUGAUCCUCCUCCAGCAGAACCUGCAACUGACGCGGCCGCAGCAUCCGCGAAAUUUGUCGUCGGAUCGCAGGCCCAAUCUGCUGCUGAUCCUUCUGGACCAGUGGCGCGCCGACUGGGCAGGGUUCGAUGAUGCGUUAGUUUCGAUGCCCGCGGUGAAGUCUUUGGCUUCGGUGGGCACUCGCUUCACGCGGGCGUACACGACCUCACCUUUGUGCGUUCCGGCUCGGAGCUCUCUCACCGCAGUCAGGGAAUACAAGGACAUGUGGGUGCAGAAGAACCAGGAUCUCUAUGUCUCGCCACAGAUGUCUCCUACCUUCAUGUCUAGACUGCGGGACGCGGGCUACACGACAAUCUUUGCUGGCAAGGACCAUCUGUCUGGGGACAGUGGCAACUUGAUCAAUGCUACGGAGAUGGAGGUGUUGGGGGUGGAUCUCUUCGCGCGAUCAGCUGACAAGUAUGGAAUCUGCAAGAAUGCCUCCAAAGGUGAAGUCAUGGAUCACUUCGGCCUUCAUCUGAAAGAGAAUGAUCUCUUCCAUGCCUACUGCGAUGCCGUGGGGACCAUGGGAAGGGGAGGCUGCUGCAAUGCAACCCCAGUGUGCGAGACCAUCUUCAUGGACGAGUGUGGCUUCAGGUGCAAGCCGGAAGGCUGCCUGGAGCCGGAUCUGGGCGUUGAUCACUGGAGCCGUUUGCAGGCGGAGGUGCUGUUGCAACGGCACUGGAAGCGACAUGGAGACAAGCCGUGGUUCCUGCAGCUGGGGUUUCCCAGUCCUCACCCGCCAUUUGCGACCAGCCUCCACGACGAUGUGGGGCCGCUGCCAGAUGCCGUAGACGCACAGUUCGACUACAUCUGGGCGCAGAACACAGAAGGACGGAUGAUACAGUUCCCAAACCCUUACCGCAGCUCGGUGGACGUUCGCCAGACCCGGGAGAGCUACGCAAGACUCCUCGGGAUGCUUGACCGAGAGCCACUCGUCUGGAUGCCUGGUUUGGAUGCAUUCUCAGGUUCAUGGACCCUGGCCGGAGCCACGUCAUUUGUCCGCGGGGUUGCUUAG